Menidia menidia (Atlantic silverside) is the source of this 1173-nucleotide messenger RNA. NCBI's taxonomy places the organism in Eukaryota, Metazoa, Chordata, Actinopteri, Atheriniformes, Atherinopsidae. The record is from the annotation of a GenBank genome assembly.
AUGCCAGUCAUUCCUCGGACGCGCUCCAACUCGCCGGAGCGCACGUCGGAAUGCGGCGCUUCCUCCGCCCCGACUUACGAAAAUUGCGGCCAGAUGUUCGCCACUAGUUUGGGUGGAGUUGCGCUUUUUACUUCGACCGUUUACUGUACAGCUCAACAGUUCUUCAGAAAACCAACGGACAGAAUAACUACCCGCCGGUAUUGGGAGAGACUAAAGCGGCACAUUUUAGCGGGUUGGGCUACCCUCCCCACCACACCUGACUAUGCCACCAUCCCGGCCAGCAUCCGCAGCGAGCUGGAGUGCGUCACCAACAUCAGCCUGGCCAACAUCAUCCGGCAGCUGGGCAGCCUCAGCAAAUAUGCGGAGGACGUGUUCGGGGAGUUGUUUAUCCAGGCUGGGGCUUUUGCCACAAGAGUCAAUACGCUCGGGGAAAGAGUGGAUCGCCUGCAGGUUAAAGUCACCCAGCUGGACCCCAAAGAAGAAGAGGUCUCCCUGCAGGCCAUCACCACCCGUAAGGCUUUCCGCAGCAGUGCCACCCAGGACCAGCAGCUCUUCACCCGCCCGUCGCUGCCCAUGCCCGUACAGGACACCUACGUCACCUGCAACCCGCCGCCCCCCCUCAACCAGCUCAGCCAGUACCGUGAGGAUGGGAGGGAAGCCCUGAAGUUUUACACUGAUCCCUCCUACUUCUUUGACCUGUGGAAGGAGAAGAUGCUGCAGGACACCAAAGACAUCAUGAAGGAGAAACGCAAGCACAGAAAGGAGAAGAAGGACCACCUGAACCAGAGGACUCUCAAUCCUCGAAAAAUCAAGACCAGGAAGGAGGAAUGGGAACGGCGCAAGAUGGGAGAAGAGUUUGUCGAGCCAAAGAAUGAACUGAACUCCUCUGAGGGUCUGAACGGCAGCAUCGGGUCGGGGGAGGGCUUCCCCUCCGACGGUCUGGAGCUGAGCACCGGCUCCUACGCAUUGUGGUGUCAGAAAAAUGUUCUGUGCUGGCUUCUGGUGGACGGCGCGGUGGAGGUGGAGGUGCUGAUGAAGAGGAUGGUGGAGCUGCAGCAGCAGCAGGAGGAGGAGGAGUGCACGCAGGAGGAGAUGGUCACCCGCUUUGAGAGGGAGAGGAGUGAGAGCAUCCCGACAGGUACGAAACCCCCCCCCCAGACCGGCCCAGACUAG